This is a messenger RNA of Scutellospora calospora, 147 nucleotides long. The record is from the annotation of a GenBank genome assembly. NCBI's taxonomy places the organism in Eukaryota, Fungi, Glomeromycota, Glomeromycetes, Diversisporales, Gigasporaceae.
GAGAUCAUAUUAAGCAAGGAAAGCAAAUUUCCAAGGGACAUUGGAGUGCAAUAUGCAAUUAUUGUAAACAAUUUUGGUACAAAGGUUCACCUGCUACUCUCGAAGACUACUUAGAUAAUUUAUGUAAUAAUGUGCCACCAGGUGUUC